AUGAAGAAGAUUCUCCUCUCGUUACUGGCACAGUCACAAGGCUGGAACUGGAUCUUCGAAGAGCCGCCUUCAAGUCGCCAGGUUAAAGGAUGCCAAGACAACGAAGUCCUGAUCGCCUGUCCCACGGGAGAUGUAGUCAGCGUGAAAAAAACGUUUUAUGGAAGAAAGGACCUUAAUAUUUGUGCUGCGCAUCCGUCAGAAAUUAAGAAUAAGAACUGUGAAAGCAAUCCGCUGGAAGAGGUUCAAAAAAGAUGCAACAAUCGCGAAACCUGCCGAUUACCAGUCGACAUGUCCGUUUUCGAAGACCCUUGUCCAGAGACUUCAAAAUAUCUUCAAGUCGAUUUCGAAUGCGUCAAACACUUAUUCGAUGAGCCGAAAAAGUACUUCCUCCCAUCCCGCUCCGUCGAAUUCUCCGUCCCAGCUCCAGGAACAUGGUCAGAAGACCCAAUUUCCAGCUCUAUUUAUUUCCUCAAAUUCGACACAAGUCGCACCACCGAGCUUUACGAAUUCGCCUCCUUCAACGAAUUUCGUGAAGCAAAUUUCAAAUCCCUACGUCCUUCGUUUUCGCUAACAGUGCCGGCCCUUGAUGCUAAGUUCGCGACGUGGGACAGGAAUAUUUAUUAUCUUACCAGUUCGAAGAUGAUCAAAUACUCGACCAGUCAGCUUUCUCAGGUUGACACCAUCGAUCUCUCCGAAGAAAUCUCCUCCUCCUCAGACCUCUUCAAUCCAUCCCUGGACCUGAUGACAUCCGAAACAGGCCUCUUCGGGGUCAUCCGGCUUGGGCGUUCUGAGAGUCGCUUCCGCAUUCUCCAAUUCUCCACUGAAGGAAAGCUGCGCAUUUCCGAUCGCUGGGAGGUCAAUUUGAAUUCUUCCCGAAAGCGCAAAACAGAGGAUCAGCCUACUACGCUGAUCAUUGGAGAUGUCCUCUAUGUUCUCAAAAAUGGCAAAUUGACCGGAGCAGUAAAUUUCAAAACGACAGAACUUUUGGAUUUCGAUGAGUCAGCGGUUUUUGACAUCAGUGGAUUAGUUUCUUACAAUCCAAGCGGGAGCCUAUCAAUGUCCGAUGGCCAGAUGAUCCGCAAAAUCGAGCUUGAAUUCUCCGAUUCUAUUACCACUACAACCACGACUACAACCACAACAACGACCACAACGAAAUCGACGAAGUCGACAACAGAAAAAAUGACUACUGAAGAACUCAUCACUUUAGAUGACCCCAAAUCUUCAUACAGCAGCACAAGCAAGUUCUGCCCCGAUACCGUCAUCUCAUCCUACUCCUUCCCUGAAACCGAACAGCUUACUCUCGCCUCCGUCCCCUGUCCUAAUGGAUCAGGCUCGGCUACGUACUGGUGUGAUCGUGGAACUUGGUCAUUAGAUGGCCCUGAUUUCUCCGAAUGUCGCGAGAUUCAAAAAGAAAUCCAAAAAACUUACCCUUGGUCCGACGAGAUCGAAUCGCUCUGGCGAGGAAAUAACCAUUCCUUGGUUCUCCAACGCGUCCAAGCUGAAAUCCCGUCUCUUCAAAAAGCCGCUGCCACAAAACUGGUCAAAGAAGUCGCUCAAGUGAUGACUUCAAGCAAACAGGACAUCUCCGACUCCGCCUUGAAUCUCUUCGAAGAGCUCCACUGCCGCUCACUCCUCAAUUCCGAACAAUUUCUGUACCUUGCCUUUUCAUCAUCUUCUCUCCUCGAAAUCAGUCCUCAGCGCUGCGGAGAGCAGAUUUACCGGCAAUUCGAUUCCACCGACCGCGGCAACUUAUCAGCAGGCGCCAAAUGCGAAGUCCUCAUUCAGGAAGAGUGGACUGCUUGUGUCUUCUGCGACUUGUGCCCACAAGCGAUGUUCAUCAGAAUCGAGGAGCAAAGCCAGAGCCCGCUUUUUAGUGCCUUUUACAUCGCGACACUGUUCUCGACGAUUAUUGUCAGUGUUUUGCUCUUUAUCAUCGCUAUUUCAAGAGUCGAGAAUCUCCUUUACCCCGGGAUUCUCAGAUUGCUUACAGUUCUAUCGGUACUGUUCUGCGAUUUGAGCUUGAUUCUCACGCCCGACUACGGCAUGGUUUCAAUCAACACCACAAUUUUCCGUGAUACAGCUUUCUCCUUCUUCGUCAUUCUCGAGUUUAUGUUCCUGCUUGGCAUUUCUCACUCUCUUCGUCAGCGAACCAAGCCCGUUUCAUCGCCAAAUUUUCACGUUGAACGAUAUCUUUGCCUAGCCGCUGUGACCUCCUUAAUUCUCGUCGUUGGAACCUAUGCUGCCUUCAUAAUCUUCGGCCCUCAAAAUACCUCUGGCUGGCUUCAUCUCGGUUGGACUUGGACAAUCUCACUCAUUUUGCCCGUCCUGGUCUCUUCGUUGAUUUCAAUGUCUUGGUUUUUGCAAUCACUUUGUGUUGACUCACCAGUUCGGGUCGUUGCGGCGAAGAUGCUGCCUUUUCUUGUUAUGACUUUGAUGUCAACAGUUGUCGUUGUUGUCUCCUUCGGCCAGCCUUCCUCAAAAACCGUCGAAUGGACCGCCUGCUUCAUCUUCAUGACGAAAACUGUCAUGCUGGUCAUUGCCUUCAUACCUUCCGCAGAAGAUGUCAGCAAUCCCUUCCUCUGGUGGUCCCGCCGAUUCGGCCCAAGAAACCGUAAAGAGGGCGGAACAAUGGAAAGCUGUAAAACUGGACACAUGGGAGCUACUCCAGAGCAAAGCUGGUUAAUCGCCGAUAAUCGGGCCUCAUUGGCUGAAUUUCGCUAUAUUCCAGUUGUCCACAACUUGACCAAUCCAAACUAUGCCAAACCACGGGCUUAUCUCUCCUCGGAACGAAUCUACUCCGAAAUUGGACCGCCAGAAAACCACCCAAUUGAUCAAUACCGACCGGCUACGAUUCAGCAUUUCCGCCAAGACUCUUGCCAAACCUGGAGCGAGGAACUUUCGAAUAAUUCAAACAACUCGCAGCGCGAACGAGAAAGAAAACGAGAAGACUCGGGAGUCCAUACCGCGCAGAAUAGCUCGGAUUCUGAGCGAAAUUCGCCUGUGAGAAAUUUGGAGAAAAUUCAUCAUCACAAGAGUGAAAGCAUUUUGCAUCCGUCGGAACCUGUAAAUAUUUAA
Molecule: messenger RNA, 3075 nt
Organism: Oikopleura dioica
Lineage: Eukaryota; Metazoa; Chordata; Appendicularia; Copelata; Oikopleuridae
Source: the annotation of a GenBank genome assembly